AUGCUCAACCAACUUUACACCUUUGCAAUGGCAGGGGAAACAUGCAGGCUGAAGCCUGUAAUCCUGAACACACUAACAGCAGCAACUCAAGCAGGGGGAUCUGGAGCAGAGCUCACAGCAACACAGAUAGAAAGGGCUAGACCUCUAUCCCCCACCUCCGCCCAAGGCCACCCACAGCUUCUUUUACAAAAUGAACAUUACAUUUGUGUGCAGUUUGCCUCUUACUUGGGGGGGGGGGCAUACCACCCUAACGGAAGAAUCUUCUUGGGAAAUGAAAUGGAACACAAAGACAGAGCUGGACUUCGAAAGGAGGCCAGAUAA
Messenger RNA from Podarcis lilfordi (Lilford's wall lizard), 321 nucleotides. The record is from the annotation of a GenBank genome assembly. Lineage: Eukaryota; Metazoa; Chordata; Lepidosauria; Squamata; Lacertidae.